GGGAUGUUGAGUUGCGAUAUUUUUUCGUAGAUAACAAUUUUUAUUAUCUUUUUAUUAAAGGAGUGAUAAUCAAACAGUAAAAUUCUUCUUUGAAAGAGAAAAUGAAAAUUGCAGUUAUUGGAGGAGGUGCAGUAGGUUUAACUACUGCGUUACAAAUACAACGUACAUUGCAUAAUGCUGAAAUAACUAUUUUUGCUUCCGAUUUCGAUAAUAUUGUUAGUAAUGUCGCAGCUGGAAUAUUUCGUGUCGGAUCGUCAUAUAGUGGACCUACUGAAGAGAUAACAAGAAAAUGGAUAGAAGAUUCAUAUUCAUAUUAUGACAGUAUAUGUAAACUGUCGGAUGCAUCUAAAGCAGGAAUAACAACUAUCUCGGGUUAUAUAUUCGCUAAUUCUCCAAGCAUCGUAAAGAAUCAUUGGAUGGAAAAAUUGGUGCCUAUAUACAGAAAUGUAACAAAAGAAGAAUUCCAAUUAGUGGGAGGUAAUUGGAAAUUUGGUUGUUUUUUUACAACACUACUUACGGAAUGUAAAUUAUAUCUUCCUUGGAUUUUACAACAAUUAAAACAUAAUGGAGCUGUUGUAAAGAAACAGAAAAUAGACUCAUUUAAAGAAUUAACUACAGAAUAUAAUAUAAUAAUGAACUGUAGUGGACUCGAAGCUAGAAAUUUAUGCAGUGACAGACAUAUGGUUCCAAUACGUGGACAAAUUAUUAAAGUUGCUGCUCCUUGGUUAAAAACUUUUUUUUAUGGUGAGCUAGAUACAUAUAUAAUUCCUGGAUUUAAUGGAGUAGUUACUUUAGGUGGAACUAGAAAUUUUGAUUCUGAGAAUAUGAAGUUAUGUCCAUAUGAAUCUGCUGCAAUUCGUACGCGAUGCGAGACGCUUGUGCCAUCUCUUCGAACAGUUGAAAAUAUACGAGAAGAAGUAGGUCUAAGACCACACAGAGAUGGUGGUGUUAGAGUAGAAGCAGAAUUCAUUACUAAUGGGUGUAGAAAAACUACGAUAAUACAUAAUUAUGGACAUGGUGGUUAUGGUGUUUGUACAGCUCCGGGUACUGCUCAAUAUGCUGUACAAUUAGCUAUAAAUGCUCAUAGAUCAUCUAUCGCAAAACUGUAACUGAUGUCUAAUACAUGUCAAUACUGAGAGUUAAUUAAUAUUUGUAAAGAUAUUAUUUGUCUGAUAAAAUAUGGGUUGAUAAAUAUAUAUUUUAUUACUGAA
Messenger RNA from Vespula pensylvanica (western yellowjacket), 1211 nucleotides. It is a transcript of the gene Daao1, whose product is annotated as D-aspartate oxidase. Gene Ontology annotation, molecular function: FAD binding; D-amino-acid oxidase activity. The record is from RefSeq and is a predicted model, not a curated record. Lineage: Eukaryota; Metazoa; Arthropoda; Insecta; Hymenoptera; Vespidae. The transcript is spliced from 6 exons. The coding region runs from base 102 to 1109 and encodes 335 amino acids.